Messenger RNA from Leguminivora glycinivorella, 1822 nucleotides. RefSeq names its product sodium-coupled monocarboxylate transporter 1-like. Gene Ontology annotation, cellular component: membrane. Lineage: Eukaryota; Metazoa; Arthropoda; Insecta; Lepidoptera; Tortricidae. Gene Ontology annotation, molecular function: symporter activity. The transcript has 13 exons. The record is from RefSeq and is a predicted model, not a curated record. Gene Ontology annotation, biological process: transmembrane transport; sodium ion transport. The coding region runs from base 62 to 1804 and encodes 580 amino acids.
CCCUAGGAAACAGAAGUGUCUGAUACGACAAAAAGAAAAAACAAAAGAACAGUGGACCAAAAUGGAUGAACGAAUAGAUGUAUCAGUGGUUAGAAAGUCGUUUCAACAUUUUACGAUGAUUGACUAUUCAGUGUUCGUUCUAAUGUUAGGAGUGUGUACUGGGAUUGGGCUGUAUUUUGGUUGUGUAAAGAAACAGAAGUCUGUGCAGGAUUAUUUGAUGGGUGGAAGGGAUAUGGGCAUCGUUCCGGUCACGUUCUCUUUGGUUGCAAGCUUCAUUUCAGGUAUUUCGUUGCUGGGUACACCGACCGAGCUCUACUUAUACGGGACGUCGUACGUUUUCUUCCUUACCGGAGCCUGUCUGAUGUCAGUCGUCAUCUCCUUUACUUUCAUGCCAGUACUACACGAUUUGCAAAUAACAUCCGCUUAUGAGUACUUAGAACUCCGUUACGACAAGCGAGUUCGAUUAUUUGGUUCUAUCAUAUUUAGUUUCUAUUUGAUGGCAUGGUUACCCAUUGUGAUAUAUGUGCCAGCCUUAGCAUUUAAUCAAGUAACUGGUGUCAAUAUUCAUAUCGUCACUCCUAUCGUCUGCUUUGUGUGCAUAUUCUACACAUCCUUGGGAGGUUUAAAAGCCGUCGUUUGGACGGAUGUGAUACAAACUAUAAUUAUGACCGGCGCAAUGAUAUUGGUCAUCAUCAAAGGGACUAUCAUUGUUGGCGGCUUUGGCGAAGUAUGGCGACGAAAUUGGAAUACAGGAAGGAUAGAAAUGCCCUCGAUUCACUUCGAUUUGACAGAUCGACACACAAUUUGGUCAGUCUCCAUUGGAUCCAUGUUUUAUUGGACCGGCAACAUAGCGGUCAAUCAGUCUAUGAUGCAGAGAUUUCUGUCCCUGCCGGAUUUGAAAUCGUCAAAAAGGGCAGUCUGGGGUUUCCUAUUCGGGAUUGCCCUGAUAGUGCUGACCUGUGCCUUCAGCGGAAUGCUAGCUUACGCUAGAUACUACGGCUGUGAUCCUCUGGACUCCAAGCUGGCUCUGGCCAAGGAUCAGAUCUUACCGCUGUUGGUGAUGGAUGUGUUGGGAGAAUGGAAUGGCUUGCCGGGGAUCUUUGUGGCUGGAGUGUUUAGUGCUGCACUCAGUUCCCUGUCAACUGGGCUUAAUUCCAUGUCUGCGGUGGUCCUAGAGGACUUUUGGAAGCCGUUUUUCAGGCCGCUGUCACAUAAAGAAACACAAAUACUAAUGCGUGCAGCUGUUGUUAUCAUUGGAUGCGUAUGUGUAGGUCUAGUGUUUAUUGUCGAGAAGUUGGGGUCCGUUCUGCAAUUGUCAAUGAGCUUAUCAUCUGCAUCAAUGGGCCCUCUAACUGGUGUAUUCCUCAUGGGCCUAUUCUUACCGUUUAUUGAUUCUACGAGCGCCUUAAGCGGGGGUGUAAUCGGUCUGCUUACUUCUUGGUGGGUGGCGGCGCACGCGCAACUUGCGCAGGCGCACGGCUCGCUGCGCUUUGAGGAGAAACCGCGGUUUCUGCACAACUGUACUUACACGUUCCCUGAGAAAAUCGCGCAGGAGGCGACUGAGGACGAUGUCGCCUACUUGUACAGGAUAUCAUACUUUUGGUACACUGCAUUCGGUUGCAUCGUGACCAUAGUUGUGGCAUGUCUAAUCAACCUGUGGCCGCAGAAGAAAAAGGAAAAACACUUCAACGAGCUGCGGCUUUACGCACCUUUCAUAAGAAAAUGGAUAGCAAGCAAAUACCAGAUUAAACUGAACAACGGUGAUGUCGAACUACCUACACAACAGAUAACAUUCGAAAAAUAAAACUAAUAAAUAAAAAUA